CUUUUUGAUUGAGAGGCCAACAACUUAUUCUAUUUCUCGAAAGAUGGACAUUUGAGCCCUGAGAAAAAAGAAUUGAAUCAACAUCUUUGAGCUUCAGUUUAGGCUUGUGCCAGCCAGCCCGUGUCAACCAUCAUACAGAAUGGGAUAUUGUGCUGCGUGGAGAAACCACUUUGUUUGAACAGUUUGGAUUUUGACCAUUUCGACUCUGCAUUAUUACAAAAAAUGCCUUGCAACGCAAAAAACACUCCAACAAUGCAAACUGUUUUAAAAACCCCAACAAAGCCAGCAAGGGAAAGCCAACCUGUCUUUUCGAAUUUGAGCGCAGACUUUUGGCAAGACGUUGCUGAUGACGGACUGAUGAGGAUUCAUAGUAUAUCGCCACUGAGGGACUGUCAAAACUCAAACUCAGAUCAGGCAACUCCAAGCCCCAGGAAAAGAUUGAAGAGACAACGCCUUAUUGAUGGGAUAGAUGAGCCAGUUCAAUCAGGGGAUGGCAAUCAAACCGUAAAGAGUGUGUCCAAAGAUGUUAUUGUGGCAGAUAAUUCCUUGAGUAUCAAGAGGAGAGGGAGGCACAGAAGAAAAAGCGGCCUGAUUCAAAAGGGAACGCCGAGUCUUGUGAGUUCUCAGGAAGACACAGCUGAAAUCAUAGAGAUCAUUGAAGGGGAUUCCUUUGCUUCUGUCAAAUCUAUCCGCAAUUCAAAACAAACUGAUCAAGAGCAGGUAUUUGAAAGUUCAACUCUCCAUCCACUCAAAGUACCUGAUAAUCCUCUCGCAAAAGGGCUGAAACGAGUCAUGACAGAAUUGGCACCAACCGAGGCCAAGAGACUGAAGAAAAAAAAACGCAUAAAGAAAGGUCUUGAAAGUUCUGGACACUCCACAAUUUCUCAUUCUAAGAAAACCAAAGGAAGAAGUAAAUCUGGGAAAACUGCAGCACCAAUGGUCGUAUUGUCAACUGAGCAUCUCGCAGAACCACAAAGAACUAGCACCAACUUGAAUAGGUUCGAAACACCUAAGUCGUCGUGGUUACAUCGAGUCAGCACCCCGAGGGUCCAGACAGAAAAGUGUAAGCAAAACAUCCCGGCAUCUGGUACAUCUUUGGAAGAAGCAGAAAUCAUGGUUCAGUCUAAAAAUCAGCCAGGAGUUGAAGGAGUUGGAGCGCUUUAUCAACAACAAACACCCCAAAUAUCCUCGACAUCUGAUCCAUGUUUAAGUAUUACUCUUUCAGAUCUACUUGAAGAGCUUUCAACUUCAAAAAGAUCUAGCCUUUCUGCAAGACUGGCGAAAGCAAAGAUUGCUUGUCAUGAGCAAAAGAGACGGCGACGCAUCAGUCUGAAACGUAAAUACAGAGAAAGUAUUGGGGAGCUUGAUGUCACUCAAGGAAAAAUGAGUCCCAAAGAGGAUUUACAUACAGUGAAGUCCCAAGACAUCAAACUGUCUGCACCACUAUCAAAUCCAAAUGAAACUUUUGUUGAAAAACACUGCCAAACGCAAUCAAAGGUUCCUCACGUGCAAACAGAACAAGAAGUUGCCAUCAACAAGGCCCCUGUAGAAAAUGGCAGUGACUUUGAAACACCAAAACAGCAGGGAGCUGAAGCAGGGCCAACAUGUGCAUUGUGUUCUUGCUCAGAAUGCAAAUGCCCACCAUCAUUGGAAAUCCAGACAUCGGGAAAUGUCAGAAUUGGUGUCCAGGUUUCACCAGUUGUGUUAAAACCAGACAAGCUUGAGUCAGAACACGCAAGGGCAUCAACCCACUCUUCAUUAAACAGCCAGUCGUGUCAAACAGACUUUCGUGAAACCCAAACUCAGACUGUGCAUGAAACACCAUCCUUUGCGAGCCAAAUUCCUCCUAAAGGAUGCUCAACAUUAACAACUCCCUCGGACCAAAAAGUUGAACUAGUAACAGUAAUCAAAAACUGCAUGGAUUCUUUACUGGAUGUAUGUAGUGAUAGCAAGAACUUUUCAAAGCCCUCCCAGCUACCAGGGAAAGAAACGGAUGUUCUCAAACGGUUCUUUGAGUCUUUAAAGCUUGUACAGGCUAAUCGUAGCAAGUCUCCUCCAAAGCCCACCCCUCUUCUGCGAAGACAAAGUCAUCGAAGAAGAAUCGAGUCUUCAGAGUCUUCAGAUUCACUGGGGCAGAUGGACUCUGAAGAAGCUGCUACACUCAAGUCCCAAUGUCUCUCUACUGUCACUCAAUUGGUGAAACCAAGUACCUCAAAGCCCUUUCAGUCACCAAGAAAAGAAACAGAAUAUUCAGAUACUCUCAAAAGCUUCAUUGAGUCCAUAAUGAAUGUAUCUACUCAGAGCCGGUCCCCCCAAAAGCCCACCCCUCUUCUGCGAAGACAAAGUCAUCGAAGAAGAAUCAAGUCUGCAGGGUCGUCCGAUUCCACAAAGCAGACAGACUCUUGGAGUAAGUCCUCCUCCGAAGAACUCGCCAUACCCAAGUCCCACUGUCUCUCUCCUGUCCUUCAGCUGAUGAAACCUCCGGCGGCACCUGGUGAAAUCUUACCGAAAGUGAUUCCCUUGAAUUUUAUGAAGUUCUCUAGGCAUUGUGGCAGACGUCCCAUCGGAAAGAGAGUACCACAGGAGUUGUUCUCGAGUAGCGGAGACAGCGAUUCGGAUGUAGGCAGAGCUAGGGCAGCUGCACAAAGAUUUAUCAACAUGACUGAAGAUUCUGACAGUGAUUACGGGAUGGGGGAUCGGAAAGUUGACGAUGGUGAAAUGCUUGUGGGCACUCGGCAGAUAAAUAGAAAACAAUACAGACGUAUCCUGGAUGGUUGGAGCGAGGGUGCUGACUAUGUUGAUCACAAAGAGAGUCAAGGUGUUGUUGAAAAUGUUAGUGGUAGUGACUGCAGCAUUGAACACAUAGAGGUUGAAGAAUACAUCGAUAAUGAUGAGAAUAGUGCACAAGAAGUUAACAUUAGUGUUUCUCUAGUCCAUGAUGGCUUGGGUGAUCGAGAAAGUGACAAAGAGAAUCAAGAUCUUUUUGCAGAUGGUAGUGGCAGUGACUGCAGCCUUGAACUCUUUGAGGUGGAAGAGUUCAUUGAUAAUGAUGAGAGUAGUGCUGAAGAAGGUAGCAUUAGUGCUGAAGAAGUUGGCAUCAGUGACAAGGAAGAUAAUGACCACACCAUAGUUGGAACUUCUGCCAGUGAGUGUGGUGAAGGUGAUGUUCUCUCUAGUAUUGACAAUUGGGAUGAAUGGAGCGAAGAACUUGAUGAUGGAGAUUAUGGAAAUCCCUUCAUCCUUGAUCAAGCAACUGAGUCUAGGUUGAAAGACGACCCAGAGAGUGAUUGUUACAGCGAUGCUAAAGAGUUUGACGUAACCGAUGACAGUCAGAGUGAAAAUUUAGUUGAGGAAGACGUGAUCAGAGAUAGACAACACAGAAACAUAACAGAUAAUAAGGUCUAUGGCAGGAGAAUGUCACCCCGAAAGAAUCGAAGAAGAAUACUGGACGAACUAUUUUCAAGUAGUGAGGAGAUAAGCUUAAUUGGCACCCCUAAAGAAAGCCAUGGCAUGCCUGGUCAUUUGAAGGUCAGCAUUGGUGAGAGGGUGAAUGAUAUCAGUAGUAGUGGAAAUGGUUCUGAUAGUGAUACAGAUCAAAAUUCUUCAGGCAGUCAAGAAAACGUCUUACAAAAGCAAGUAAGCUCAAAUAUUGUUUUAGAUGAUGACGAGAGUAAAUCAGAACAGGUGAAACCGACGAAGCGAUUGAACCCCACAGGGUUACUGGCUGACAAGGGUAAAAUGUUGAAGAUUUUCAAACAGCAGGCAGAGAAAAAUAUGAUAGCAAAGGAGAAACAAGCAGAAUCAAAGGCCUUUAAAGAAACAGGUUUUGAAACUAGCCAUCAUGAAAUAGAUUGUAAGGAUAAGCAGCAGGAGCCAAGCAGUCAGGCAGUUGAAUCUACUGACAGAGACGAGAAAGAUCAUAGGGAUGGGAGUGAUCAUGAUGAUGAAGUUUUUCGUCUGGAUGUUAGUGACGAACGUCAGGUUGAAAGAAAGGAAUGUACUGAUGAGGACAAACUUGAUAAUGAUGAAAAUCUUGAUGGCCAUGUUAAAGAAAACAGAGAGGAGGGAGAUAUUCUUAAAGAUGAGACUGAAGACAUUGGUGGCUCUGACAGCGAUGACACAAGUCUGAAUAUCCCAGAUUAUGUAAGUUCAGAUGAUUGUCCCGCUAAGCUCAACGAUAGACUGUUAAAGAAGAAGAAGAGCAAAUCACAAAUAAAUGUUAAAGAAAACAGAGAGGAGGGAGAUAUUCUUAAAGAUGAGACUGAAGACAUUGGUGGCUCUGACAGCGAUGACACAAGUCUGAAUAUCCCAGAUUAUGUAAGUUCAGAUGAUUGUCCAGCUAAGCUCAACGAUAGACUGUUGAAGAAGAGCAAAUCACAAAUAAAAAAAGAAAAACAAUCAGAAAUGAAAGGAUCGUUACAAGUCAAGCAAAAAAUGUUAAAGACACGUAAGCAGAGGAGUGAUGGAAAACGGACAAAAUCAACGAAGGUUAAAAAAGAUUGUGGUAAAACCAAUCUGCAAAGUACAAGUGAGUAUCGGAAAGAGAAAGGAAGUAACAAAAGAGGCGGUCUUAACAGAAGAAGUCGGGCAGCUAAAUCUGAAGAUGGUGAUGCUAACAGUGAUCAGAAUAAUCUUGUUCAGGGCGACAACCUUGGUGAUGAUGAAGAUGUUGAUGGCCAAACAACCAUUGACAGAACUGAGCACGAUGGUAUCAAGGACAUUGAUGCUGACAUUGGUGGCUCAGAUAGCGAUGAUACUAUUGUGAAUUCCCCAGAUGAUGAAAAUAGAGGAGUUUCAGGUGAAUGCAGCAUCAUCCAAAAAACUACAACAGCAACACAGUCAAAAGAAGUCACCGAAGCUGGAUUACGGAGAGGAAGAAAAUCUGCGAAGGGACCAAAAACAAAGAAGAGUCUUAGUCGGACAGAAAGUUUGGAAUAUGAUCCAGACAACAGUGGACUAUUGGUGAAGAGAAAAGCGAAAAAGCCACAGAAACUGACCGGAUUGUUGUCUGAAGCGGAAACAGUAAAAAACAGAGGGGUUUCUACUGGGGAAAAGACAAAAUCGAGGAACACUAAAGAAGAUGGAAAAAACGACCAUCAGCAAUCGACAUGUGGGGAGCAACAUGGAGAGUCAAGGAGUUUAAGUGAGCAAAGCUUAAAUGGCUGUGAUGAGGGCCUUGGUGAUGACGAAAAUGAAAACAGCGAUGAUGCAAUAAUGACAUCAUCAGAUGAAGGUGGUCAUGAUGAUAAGAGUCAGACCAGCUCUUUGAAACAGUCCGGAAAGGUGACACAAUUAACGACAGACAAACAAAUCAAAGAUGGACUUUUGAAAAAAGGAAAACCACCUCAGAGGAAAAAUAUCAAAAAGAGUCUUGAUCGAACGGACAGGCAACAAGAUGACCCCCGAAAUUACGCUGGAUUAUUGUACAAGAGCAAAUCACAUAAAAAGUUGACACAAAAAACUCUACCUGAAAUGGCUGACAUGGGCAAAUCCAAGAUAAAAUCUGUCCUGACAGAAAGCAUGGAAAAGAACCUUAGUUUGGACAACUGCAAUGAAAGAGUGGACAAUGGUAAACUGAUAGAGAGCCCGAGACAAUCCAAAAAGAUGACAUCGACAAAGACAAAUGCCCAAGAAGGAGAACGGAAAGAAAGAAAUUCACCAAAGAGUAUACAAGUUAAAAACAGUUGUGAUUUAAGAAAAAGGAAGGAAGGUGAACCAGACAAGAGCAGCCCGCUUAAGAAGUUGAAAAACAAAACACUGUUGGAGAAGACAGAGACACAGACAGAGAGUAAAAAGGUAAAUACUAAACUGGCAAGGAAGACUAAACAAGUGGAUGUUCAAAAUAGUCCCAUUGAGAAAACUUCUGAAGACAACUGUGGAGAAUCAAGAAUUGAUAAUACCGAUGAAGAUGCUGUCGGCACUGACCAUCAAGGUGAUCUAGGCAUCAUUGGCAAAGCCAGUAGUUUGAAAAAAUCUACAAAGAGUAAAACAGCAAAGCAAGAGAAAGCCCUCAAAGGAGAAAUAAAAAAUGCACCGAAGAAGAGUGAUUUUAGAAGAUCCUUAAAGACAAUGGAAGCAACAGAAGUUGUUGCAGAAUUAAUGAAUGAUAGAAAAUUAACAAAGAAGAAUAAACAACUGUCAUCUGGUGGGAAGUCUGAAGAUAAAGAGCAAGGAGGCACUUCUAGUUUGGCGCAAUCCACAAAGUUUACCAAAUUAGAAACAAAGGAAGACACCAAAGGAGGACAACCAAAAGAAAAGAAAACCUUGACGAUAACAAAAUCAAAGAAAAAUCUUGCAUGGACAAAAUUGAUAAACAGUGCUGUGUCAUCGGGUAAGAGCAGCUCAAAGAGCGCUAAAGACAGCGACGAUAGUGAUUAUUACUUUGACACUGUAGAUUUGGUUUUAAGCGUGAAAGAUCAAGACGAAGAAGAAAGUGAUUCUUUGAAACAGUCCGGAAAGGUGACACAAUUAACGACAGACAAACAAACCAAAGAUGGACUUUUGAAAAAAGGAAAACCACCUCAGAGGAAAAAUAUCAAAAAGAGUCUUGAUCGAACGGACAGGGAACAAGAUGACCCCCGAAAUUACGCUGGAUUAUUGUACAAGAGCAAAUCACAUAAAAAGUUGACACAAAAAACUCUACCUGAAAUGGCUGACAUGGGCAAAUCCAAGAUAAAAUCUGUCCUGACAGAAAGCAUGGAAAAGAACCUUAGUUUGGACAACUGCAAUGAAAGAGUGGACAAUGGUAAACUGAUAGAGAGCCCGAGACAAUCCAAAAAGAAGACAUCGACAAAGACAAAUGCCCAAGAAGGAGAACGGAAAGAAAGAAAUUCACCAAAGAGUAUACAAGUUAAAAACAGUUGUGAUUUAGGAAAAAGGAAGGAAGGUGAACCAGACAAGAGCAGACCGCUUAAGAAGUUGAAAAACAAAACACUGUUGGAGAAGACAGAGACACAGACAGAGAGUAAACAGGUAAAGACUAAACUGGCAAGGAAGACUAAACAAGUGGAUGUUCAAAAUAGUCCCAUUGAGAAAACUUCUGAAGACAACUGUGGAGAAUCAAGAAUUGAUAAUACCGGUGAAGAUGCUGUCGGCACUGACCAUCAAGGUGAUCUAGGCAUCAUUGGCAAAUCCAGUAGUUUGAAAAAAUCUACAAAGAGUAAAACAGCAAAACAAGAGAAAGCCCUCAAAGGAGAAAUAAAAAAUGCACCGAAGAAGAGUGAUUUUAGAAGAUCCUUAAAGACAAUGGAAGCAACAGAAGUUGUUGCAGAAUUAAUGAAUGAUAGAAAAUUAACAAAGAAGAAUAAACAACUGUCAUCCGGUGGGAAGUCUGAAGAUAAAGAGCAAGGAGGCACUUCUAGUUUGGCGCAAUCCACAAAGUUUACCAAAUUAGAAACAAAGGAAGACACCAAAGGAGGACAACCAAAAGAAAAGAAAACCUUGACGAUAACAAAAUCAAAGAAAAAUCUUGCAUGGACAAAAUUGAUGAACAGUACUGUGUCAUCGGGUAAGAGCAGCUCAAAGAGCGCUAAAGACAGCGACGAUAGUGAUUAUUACUUUGACACUGUAGAUUUGGUUUUAAGCGUGAAAGAUCAAGACGAAGAAGAAAGUGAUUCGUACGAUGAUUGCUCCAAUGAUGUCGAAAGCCUUGUUGGCAAACUCAUGGAUGAUGAAGACAAAGAUAGAGAAGGGAACUCUACUGGUAAUGGAGAUAAAAAUCUCAGGGAAGCUGAUGAUAUGAGAGAUGGCAGUCAUUGUGACGAUGUUGGUCAUGGCGGACAGAUCGUCACCGAGCUUGGAAUGAGGAAAAAUUUGCAAAAUGGUGAAGAUAAUGUGAGGAGUAACACUGAUGAGGAGGGUGGUGAUGUGCAAGAAAACUUGGCUGAGGAAGAUGCUAGUAAAGAUGAUGAGGAAGGAGUUGAUGGUUUUGACAGCGAUGAUUCAAGUCUCCUUCUUGCAGUAGAAGGUAGUAGUGUUGUGUGUAAGAAGAAACAGGCAGAUAGAGGUCCAAGGAAUAGCUCAAAGACAGCUGAAGAAGUUCUUGAGGAUGAACAUUCAUGCAGUAGCGAUGAAGAAUCAGUUGACCAAAUCUUUCCGAGCAGAUUUCUACAUGAAGUUGAAAGUUCUGCUUGUCCGUUUGACCACAUGGGCAAAUCCUUCAGGGGCAAGAAACAUGGUUGUACAUGUUUAGUUGGUAAUAGACCGAGAAAGGAGAGAGUAAAAAGGAAAGCUACAACAAAUCCUGUCCUGACGGGAAGUGAACAUCUGGAUUCAGACAUUAUUAAGAGCAAGCCACUAGUCCAUGGAUUGUUAAAGGACAAGGGUAAACUGCUGACGAUUUUCAAACAGGAGGCAGCAAGAAAAAUGAUGGAGAAUGUUCCAGCCACUGAUGCGAAACCAGAUGCUUGGAAAGCCAGCCGCAACUUUGGAGAGAUCCGCGACAAGAAUUACGACCCUAUCAUGUACACCAUCAAGUCUGAUACUAACAGAGCCAUUUGUGAGGGCCUGAUUACCCCAAUGCCACUGGAAUGGGAAGAGCCUUUGAUCUCUAGUAAGGACAGGGAGGAUCACCAGAGUGCCCUUCGCAGCAUUUUCUACGAUACGUUGCUCAAGAGGGGAAGAAAGAACAGAAUUGCCGCACGACGUCGAUCGGGAAAUGUGAAGCUUAACAGAUGCCCGACGAUUAAGGAAAUCAAGAAAGCCAACACUGCAGAGAAAAGGAGGUUAAAGAAAUUGGAGGCCGAGGUCAAGUCUGAUGGUUGGAUAGAGUACGACAUGCUGCCGGCAGUCUACCCAGAGACAGAUGAGACAGUCUUCAUCAAGGCGAUCAAGUAGACCUUUGUCAAGCUGCUGCCAUCUUCGUCUGGUUCCCGGAACUCGAUGGCCCUUUUCGAACCCUCAGCUUUGGAUUCGGCUUCACGCUCCGUCCUCUCGUAUGAAGCCCUGUGCGCAUGCACAAAGCAUGUGCAACUAUCAAACAACCGCGGGGGCCAAGCUAGCCUGAGCCGAAUCCAAAGCUGAAGCCGUGGUUUCCAAAAGGGUCUAUGACAGUAACGAUCCCUGGUAAUCAGCAGAUAUAAAGAGUACACACUACUUUUUUUCCGGUCUACCCUCAGGCUGUAUCCAACUAGGUGACUACAGCUACGGCUGUGUCUGUUGCUAAGUGUGUUGCUAAGGACGCUCUAUACUCUAAUGCAUGAUGAUGCACUGAUCCAGCAAUCGCCCUAGCAAUAGCCGCCAAUUCAGACACGGCCUUGGACCCGUGUUUCAUUAAAGGAACACGUUGCCUUGGAUCGGUC
Messenger RNA from Asterias rubens (European starfish), 9299 nucleotides. RefSeq lists its product as uncharacterized. The coding region runs from base 223 to 8835 and encodes 2870 amino acids. The record is from RefSeq and is a predicted model, not a curated record. Lineage: Eukaryota; Metazoa; Echinodermata; Asteroidea; Forcipulatida; Asteriidae. The transcript has 4 exons.